Messenger RNA from Pelobates cultripes (western spadefoot toad), 18764 nucleotides. NCBI's taxonomy places the organism in Eukaryota, Metazoa, Chordata, Amphibia, Anura, Pelobatidae. The record is from the annotation of a GenBank genome assembly.
GUGCAAGAUUUUUUAAGGAAAGUCCUAUUGCACAGCUAGACAGGCCAGGCAGUGUAUCACAGCAUGUAUUAGAAGUAGUAGUAUUUCUAUUUUUGUAGGUUUAUUUGCACCUGCGAUAUAGCAGCAAGCUCUGAGUGACCACUCUCCCUCUCUCUUUGUAGGUACCUUGUGCAGCAGCAUGAAUGCUGGUGAUAAAUUAGAAAGCAUCUUCCUUAAAUGCUGCCCCUCAAGCGACAUGCAGUCUGCCAGGGGCCUGACCGGCAUGGGAGAAGCAGAGCCGCCAUGUGCAGAAGCGGGCCUGGUGGAGAGGGCUGUACUGGCAGGACAAGAGGCUUUACAGGGGCGCGAAGAACUGAUGUCACAGGAUGAGCUCAUGGUGCAGGAGGAGACCGUAAAAAAUGAUGAGGAAGAGGUGGAAUCCCAGGAGAGAUUACUUCCCCAGGGACUGCAUUACACGGUCAGCCAUUUUACUAGGGAUUAACUGUUAAUUAUCUAGAAUUCUCCCCCAGUGACUGCAUCAGCCAUUUUAAUAGGGAUUAACCGUUAAUUAUCUAGAAUUCUCCCCCAGGGCUUGCAAUAUACAGUCAGCCACUUCCUAGGUGUAAGGGACAAUCCACCGUUAUAAAUACAUAUGAGUGUUUAAAACUACAGAUUGUCCCUGGUCCCUUAUAGAUUACUGGGCCCCCCAUAAAAGUUAAAUAAUAAAGUUAUGCCGCGGUAUUCCUGCUCUAGCCCCUUCUCCUUCAUAUAAAGACUGGACUGCUGAUUUUGGCCAAUCGGAUGUUUCUCCUUAUAGAAGCAUUGAGAAAACAGUAGUCGUCAUAAAGCACCAGUUGGAUUCUUCUAAAAAAAAAAAAAAAGGACUCCCAAUUCUUUUUUCUUUAUGGAGACCUAACUGUGUUCUGCGUUGUCAUACCUACAGGUUUUAAAGUCUUCCGUGGGAAAACGUGUCUGAUUGACAGCCGUUAGAGAAACACUGUCUGACAAAUGUAAACAGUGCUGUUUUCUCAAACGGCAGUGCUUCCAUUUGGCAGGCUGCAUGUACAAGAUCCAGGCAUCAAGAUGACUACAUUAAGCUGUAGUUGUUUUGGUGUUGAGAAUGUCACUUUCUCCAUUUAUUUACUAAUAGUCUCCCUGGGACUGUAGCACAAAGUCACCAUCUUACUGGUCUCCCCCAAUCACUAUACCAUAUAAUAAGCCUUCUUAAUGGUAGUUAACCAUGUUUGAACUAGAAAACUCCUCCGACUGCUGCAGAUGGUCAGCCAACGCGUGUUAACUAUUUAUCAGCCCACCCUUUUACGGGGGAUUAACCACUGACUCUACAUGUCUCUCACUGCAGCACACUGUCAGCAUAUUGAGGGUUAACAAGUUGUUGUAAAGCUGUCCUAGAAAGCCAUGUUAUAGUGUAUACUGGAUAAAUGAAAGUCAUUAGUUCGUACGGUGUACACCCCAGGUUAGAAGUCAGCAGUAUUAGUAAUACGAGCAGUAUUCUGGGAAUACACAAUAUCCAGCGCCCUAACUUACCCACUAACCCGCAAAGCUUGCCGGUUUUAUUUGAGCAGUAUUCUGGGGGAUUUCUUACACCAUCUAGGAACUAUCAGUGAGUCGUAGACUUCUAUUCUGCUUCCUCCCAGGUUCAUGUGAAGCAAGAAAUGAAAUUCCAAGAGGAACCGGAUUGUCAGAUAAUGGAGAAUAUGCAGGUUCUGGAGCCGGUGGAUUUACAGAAAAAGAAGAAAAGAAAGCAGCGAUCUCCGGCCAAGGUACUAGACACCUUGCCCGGCCCUAGAACAGACAGACUAGCCCCUUUAUUCCAGGUCAUUAUCCUCACUGCUGGCCUUAAACACACAGUCUGUCUGACACUCUCCAGGGGUCCUCACUGCUGCCAUUAAACACACAGUCUGUCUGACACUCUCCAGGGGUCCUCACUGCUGCCAUUAAACACACGGUCUGUCUGACACUCUCCAGGGGUCCUCACUGCUGCCAUUAAACACACAGUCUGUCCGACACUCUCCAGGGGUCCUCACUGCUGCCAUUAAACACACGGUCUGUCUGACACUCUCCAGGGGUCCUCACUGCUGCCAUUAAACACACGGUCUGUCCGACACUCUCCAGGGGUCCUCACUGCUGCCAUUAAACACACGGUCUGUCCGACACUCUCCAGGGAUCCUCACUGCUGGCAUUAAACACACGGUCUGUCCGACACUCUCCAGGGGUCCUCACUGCUGCCAUUAAACACACAGUCUGUCUGACACUCUCCAGGGGUCCUCACUGCUGCCAUUAAACACACGAUCUGUCCGACACUCUCCAGGGGUCCUCCUUGCUGCCAUUAAACACACGGUCUGUCUGACACUCUCCAGGGGUCCUCCUUGCUGCCAUUAAACACACGGUCUGUCCGACACUCUCCAGGGGUCCUCACUGCUGCCAUUAAUCACACGGGCUGUCCGACACUCUCCGGGGGUCCUCACUGCUGCCAUUAAACACACGGGCUGUCUGACACUCUCCGGGGGUCCUCACUGCUGCCAUUAAACACACGGUCUGUCUGACACUCUCCAGGGGUCCUCACUGCUGCCAUUAAACACACGGUCUGUAUCGACACUCUCAGGGGUCCUCGGUUGCUUAUUCAGCACGGUCUGUCCGACACUCUCCAGAGUCCCUCCUGCUGCCGGCAUUAAACACGCGGUCUGUCAGGCCUCUCAGGGGUCCUCCUUGCUGCCAUUGAACCCCACAGUCUGUCCGACACUCUCCAGGGGUCCUCAUUGCUGCCAUUAAACACACGGUCUGUCCGACACUCUCCAGGGGUCCUCACUGCUGCCAUUAAACACACGGUCUGUCUGACACUCUCCAGGGGUCCUCCUUGCUGCCAUUAAACACACAGUCUGUCCGACACUCUCCAGGGGUCCUCACUACUGCCAUUAAACACACGGUCUGUCCGACACUCUCCAGGGGUCCUCACUACUGCCAUUAAACACACGGUCUGUUCGACACUCUCCAGGGGUCCUCCUUGCUGCCAUUAAACACACGGUCUGUCUGACACUCUCCAGGGGUCCUCCCUGCUGCCAUUAAACACACGGUCUGUCCGACACUCUCCAGGGGUCCCUCCCCUUGCUGCUAAACACCACGGUCUGUCCGACGCUCCUCCAGGGUCCUCUGCACCAUUAAACCUACGGUCUGUCCGACACUCUCAGGGGGUGCUCACUGCGCGGCUCAACUUGCACGUUCAUCUGACGCUCUCCGGGGGUUACUCACCCCGCUGCCCAUUAAACACACCCGUCUGUCAAACUCACGGGGGUCCUCACUGCUGCCGUAAACUACCGCGGUCUGUCUGACACUCUCCAGGGUCCUCACUGCUGCCAUUAAACACCGCGGUCUGUCCGACACUUCUCCAGGGGUCCUCACUGCUGGCAUUAAACACAGGGUCUGUCCGACACUCUCCAGGGGUCCUCCUUGCUGGCAUUAAACACACGGUCUGUCCGACACUCUCCAGGGGUCCUCCUUGCUGCAUUAAACACACGGUCUGUCCGACACUCUCCAGGGGUCCUUACUGCUGCCAUUAAACACAGGGUCUGUCCGACACUCUCCAGGGGUCCUCCUUGCUGGCAUUAAACACACGGUCUGUCCGACACUCUCCAGGGGUCCUCACUGCUGCCAUUAAACACACGGUCUGUCCGACACUCUCCAGGGAUCCUCACUGCUGGCAUUAAACACACGGUCUGUCCGACACUCUCCAGGGGUCCUCACUGCUGCCAUUAAACACACAGUCUGUCUGACACUCUCCAGGGGUCCUCACUGCUGCCAUUAAACACACGAUCUGUCCGACACUCUCCAGGGGUCCUCCUUGCUGCCAUUAAACACACGGUCUGUCUGACACUCUCCAGGGGUCCUCCUUGCUGCCAUUAAACACACGGUCUGUCCGACACUCUCCAGGGGUCCUCACUGCUGCCAUUAAACACACGGUCUGUCCGACACUCUCCAGGGGUCCUCACUGCUGGCAUUAAACACACGGUCUGUCCGACACUCUCCAGGGGUCCUCACUGCUGGCAUUAAACACAUGGUCUGUCCUCACUGCUGGCAUUAAACACACGAUUUGUCCGACACUCUCCAGGGGUCCUCCUUGCUGCCAUUAAACACACGGUCUGUCUGACACUCUCCAGGGGUCCUCCUUGCUGCCAUUAAACACACGGUCUGUCCGACACUCUCCAGGGGUCCUCCUUGCUGCCAUUAAACACACGGUCUGUCCGACGUUCUCCAGGGGUCCUCAAUGCUGGUGGUGUUUCCGACACUCUCCAGGGGUCCUCGCUGUUUGUAAUCAGACAUUGGAUUAGGAAGGGAUGAGUUUGAAGGGGGUUAGGGGUUUAUUGUUAGCUGUGAUUAUUGAUGUGAAUAGAUUGUUAUCGGGAAAUGUAUUUCUUUUUAGAUCCUCACUAUUAAUGAAGAUGGCUCGCUGGGCCUGAAGAUCCCAAAGUGCCAUGUUUGUGAGCACUGCAAUGCAGCCUUCCGAACCAACUAUCACCUUCAGAGACACGUCUUCAUCCACACAGGUACCACGGGCCAUGUCCGCAAAGUCCCCAUGCUCUCUGAACUCUUUCAUGCAGAAGCUUUAACAAAUGCAUGAACCGGUUUCCUUUCAGUGAUGCAAUGUUUGCUGCUUGGGAUUCUGUGGCGGUUAGUGACAGUGGCAGUAAACGUGGCAGAUGCGUGUUAAAACAUGCAUACAUAUUAAUUCUAGGUGACAAAUUAUUCUUGUUCCUGUAAAUCCAACUGGUUUGCACUUGGGUAAUAGGUUUGAAAGGAUGGAUUUGGGAGCUUUCUUCCCGAGUUGCAAUAAAUGGUGGCACUUUUCAAACAGCUCUUUACGGAGCAUUGUGUUUGUUUAGAUCCAAUGUCCACUUUGUUUGACAGCUUUAAACCCCAGUGACUGUCACUGUAAAUGUGUGUAAUCAUUGCAUUCCGCCCAGAUCACUGCAAUAUUGGAAUCUGUGCUGCUUUUCCGCACUGUUACUGGCCUCGGCCCAAUCUGCUAUCUCUGUAGGAUGAACUUCUAAAUACCAUCACAGCAACAAUUGUGUAUAACUCUGUUAACCUGUGCAAGCCCCCUGUUCUGCACCUUUGGUUCUCUAUGCAGCAUGAAUUGUGUCUGUGCACUUUGUACUAGUCUUACUGUCUGUCUACCACUGAAGUUAAAUUGUAACGUCAGUGGUUUUUGGCAGUUAGUGAUUGAUAAAACUACAGAUCUGGGCAUAAAAUACACUAUAGAUGGGCUUCUACUCAUUGAAUUAAAUGGCCGGAUUCUUCUUUUUACCAAAACACAUUGUGGUUCAGCUCUGCCUUCCAUAGGGGAAUCCAUGUGUCUUCCAUGUGAGCUAUCUUGGUUAGGCCUGUAGCUGAGCAAUAUCACAUAAGCAAUUGACUUAUCUUCAGUACUCACAUGGCAUGCUGGGAGACCUUGUUUGUCGGAGAUCAGGGCAAGUGCUGAAGAGAUUCCAUGCUGCUUGAUUUGGUAUGAAAUGGUGGUACUCAGCGUGAGAGUGUAUCACAAGAUAUAUAGCAGGGAGUAAUACCGGCAGGGAAUCUGGGAACAGGGAUUCAUCAUUUGUACAAUUUUGUGAGAGAGGGAAGUCCGUGACCAGUACUAGGGGGAGUCAAAGAGAGGUUGGGGAGUCUUGACAUGUUCUAUGGAAUUUCAGGAAAAGUACAGGGAAUCUUCACACGUUCUAGGAGGUGUUUGUGAAGGCUUGGGGAAUGUUGACCAGUUUUGGGGGAGUUCAGGAGAGCUCUGGGAAUCUUGACCAGUUUUUUGGAAUUUUGUGAAUCUUGACCUAUUUGGGGGGAGCUUGGGGUACCUUGACCAGUUUAAGGGGGAGUUGUGGGAAGCUUUGGGAAUCUUAUUGAGAGGGAGGAAGGGAGAUAUCGGGGUGCACUGGCCAGUCCUAGAAGAGAGCGUGACCUUUGAGGUGGGAUAGUGUUUACAUAGUUCAGAGUGUAAUUGAUGGCUGUGGAUUGUAUUGUUCAAGGUGAGAAACCGUUUCAGUGCAGUCAGUGUGACAUGCGUUUCAUACAGAAGUAUCUGCUGCAGAGACACGAAAAGAUCCACACCGGUGAGUAACGCCGCUUUGCUUUCUGGAUGCUGUGUUUGAUGCCUCUAUGUUUUGCUGUUAAUCGUGAUGGAACCGUGUGAUGCUGUUUUCUCCCAUUAAACGCCAUUCUAAAAUGCAAGCUGUCGAUGUCUUAGCAGAUUGCAUUCUGUGGUAUGUUAGGGCCCAGAUGUGGGGUACGAGGCAGAGCUUCCAACACUGCAGUGAUUAGGGUAGAUAUUGACAAUGGCGUCUCCGACAUGAAACUAAAACUGCAUUAUGAGAAGGAAGCCAGAGACAAUCAGUAAAGACUCGAUGAUUUAACGUAAUGUGACUUAAUUUUCAUGUUAAUUCUACGAGGCUUGUUUUAACCCCCCUCCAGUGUUUCCUGUAAUAGACUUUUAAAAUGACCGCUUUUAACUUUCCAAAUGAAGAUUGCUUGUAUUAGACUUUAAGAAUGUCUUAAUAUUAGGGAAAUAAUGAAUUCUGGGUUUUCAGUAGGGCUCGAACAAAUGUAUUAUUUUAUGUAAAAAAUACAAAGAGCGAGGCUUCUGAGAAGGUUACAGCCCUCAUUGUGAUCAGACUGUAGCGUCUGCUCUUUUUAGGGUAUACCUACCGGCCUCGGUAUUGCAUUUAGGCCGUGGGUCUCAUUGGCGUGGCUUGCAGUGCAGUUAGUGUCCUUUUAGCAAAGCUCACAGGGUAAUAAUAGGGUCUCAUUUAUUCUAACUGGCAGGACCCCCGGCAAGGAAAGCAGCUUUCUAAGCUUUGAGUUCCCAGCUGCUCAGUGCUUCCAGUUAUAUCAUAAUUUAUAUUGGAAUGAUCUUAAAUUUCUACUCUAACCGUGUGUUUGAUGCUUUGUACAGGAGAGAAACCAUUCCACUGCGAUGAAUGUGGCAUGCGUUUCAUUCAGAAAUACCACAUGGAGAGGCACAAACGAACACACAGCGGGGAGAAACCCUACCAGUGCGAGUACUGUCUGCAGGUUAGAAUACUUAUUGUAAUACCAGUGAAAAGUAUUUAGUAAUACUAAUGUGAGUACUAUCUGGAGGUGAGAGUAUUUAUUGUACUGAAAGACCUAGUACUGUCUGCUGAGGACAAUAUUUACGUUCUUUAUAAUAACGUUAGUGUGAGCACUGUCUGCAGGAGAGCGUAUUCAUGGCAAUACCUGUAUUAAUACUGCCUGCCUGUGAGAGUAUUUAUAAUAACAGUGAGAAUAUUGUCUGCAGGCGAGAGUAUUUAUAAUAAUAUCAGUGAGAGUAUUGUCUGCAGGCAGGAGUAUUUAUAAUAAUAUCAGUGAGAGUAUUGUCUACAGGUGAGAGUAUUUGUAAUAAUACCAGUAAGGGUAUUGUCCGCAGGUGAGAGUAUUUAUAAUAAUACCAGUGUGAGUAUUGUCAGUAGGUGAGAGUAUUUAUAAUAAUAAUACCAGUGAGGGUAUUGUCUGCAGGUGAGAGUAUUUAUAAUAAUACCAGUGAGAGUAUUUAUAAUAAUACCAGUGUGAGUAAUAUCUGCUGGUGAGAGUUUUUAUAAUAUCAGUGAGUUAUAUCGGGAGGAUGAGAGUAUUUAUAAUAACACCAGUGUGAGUAUUGUCCGCAGGUGAGAGUAUUCAUAAUAAUACCAGUAAGAGUAUUGUCCACAGGUGAGAGUAUUUAUAAUAAUACCAGUGAGGGUAUUGUCCGCAGGUGAGAGUAUUUAUAAUAAUACCAGUGAGAGUAUUUAUAUUAAUACCAAUAUUUAUAUCAGUGUGAGUAAUGUCGGCAGGUGAGAGUAUUUAUAAUAUCAGUGAGUAUUUUUGAAAGGUGAGAGUAUUUAUAAUACCAGUGUGAGUAAUGUCAACAGAUGAGAGUAUUUAUAAUAAUAUCAGUGUGAGUAAUGUUUGCAGAUGAGAGUAUUUAUACCAGUGUGAGUAAUGUCGGCAGGUGAGAGUAUUCAUAGUAAUACCAGUAUGAGUAAUGCCGGCAGGUGAGAGUAUUCAUAGUAAUACCAGUGUGAGUAAUGUCGGCAGGUGAGAGUAUUCAUAGUAAUACCAGUGUGAGUAAUGUCAGCAGGUGAGAGUAUUCAUAGUAAUACCAGUGUGAGUAAUGUUGGCAGGUGAGAGUAUUUAUAAUAUCAGUGUGAGUAAUGUCAGCAGGUGAGAGUAUUUAUAGUAAUACCAGUGUGAGUAAUGUCGGCAGGUCAGAGUUUUUAUAAUAAUAUCAGUGUGAGUAAUGUCGGCAGGUCAGAGUAUUUAUAAUAAUACCAGUGUGAGCAAUGUCGGCAGGUGAGUGUAUUUAUAGUAACACCAGUGCACAUGCUAUAAGAAUAAUCUCCUAUUUUGUAUAUUACAAUAGUAAGAUAAUUCAUACAAUCUGGUAGUUUGCAUCUGUCGGGAACAGUGGGGGAAGCAAACCCCCCCAGCAGUAAGUAAGAGUGAAAUGACAGAUUGAAUCUUUUUUCUCUUAUUUGUGACCAUUCACAAGCAGAGAAUGAGCUUAUAUCUCCAUUGUAAUCUCCUGUGGAACUGUUUGUAGCUGUCAGUCAGUCCUCGCUUGGGCAUGUGAUGAGUCAAAAUGUGUCUGUGUUAAUGCCUGUGUUUCACUUUUUUCCUCUUUUUGCAGUAUUUCUCAAGAACAGACAGAGUACUUAAACACAAGCGCAUGUGCCAUGAAAACCGGGAACGGAAGCCUGGAAAAUGUGCCAGCAAAGGGGGGCUUCUUUCUCCUGAUGUGGGUGAUCUUGGCUUCUCAGCUGUGCCCAAAGACGGACAUUUACUGAAAAAGAAACCAAAAAUUGACAAAAUGAAGUUUCUGGGACUUGGUGAGAAAGAAGGAUCUCUGGAUAAACUGGAUCAGAAGAACGACUUUUUGCCCUUGUUCCCUGACAGCACCAAAGUAAAAGACGAGUACAUGGUGGCAGAGUAUUCUGUAGAAAUGCCCCACACAUCCGUCAGCGGACUGCACUUACAGGAAAGCGUGUCCGGGGACUCAAACCCACCUAAAUUGCUGCUGAAAAAGGUGAGCAGCAAGAAGAGCAUUAAGCAGGCAAUGGACCACAGCCAGGCCAUGUCUCCACUGUCCGCUUUUGAUGAUGGCAAAGUGGCCAAGUAUACAUUUGAACUAGUGGACAAGCAAGCGUUGCUGGACUCUGGAAGCAAUUCAGAUAUGGACCACGGAGACCCCAUGCAGGAAGGGACCAGCAAACAAUCAAACAGCAGUGUCAGUUAUGACGAGGCUAUGCAGUUCUCCAAGAAGAAGAGGUACUUACAAGCAGCCACCAGCAACCGGGAAUAUGCCCUUAAUGUGGGAACCAUGGCGUCCCAGCCAUCGGCAACGCAGGCAGCCGUGGCCAGUGUUAUGGAUGAUAGCGGAGCUGCAGCCCUGAUUGAUGCCCAAGCGCUUACUGUGGAUAUAAAAACACACCAUGAUAAAAAUGUCAUCCCCGAUGAGGUACUGCAGACACUACUGGAUCACUAUUCACACAAAGCUAACGGCCAGCACGAGAUCUCGUUCAGUGUGGGGGAUGCGGAAGUGACGUCCAGUAUUUCCAUCAAUUCCUCUGAGGUGGGAGAAUCCAGCCAGACUGAAAGCCUGGGGGCCACAUCACAAGUCCCGUCCUCAGACAAGGCCAGCAUGCUGCAGGAGUACUCAAAGUUCUUGCAGCAGGCAUUGGACCGGACUAGCCAAAAUGAUGCUUAUUUAAACAACACAAGCCUUAGCUUUGUCACUGAAAGCCCAGGUCUUGCCAGCCCGGCCACUUUCCCCUCACUGGACAAACAGGUCUACGCAACUUUACCGAUUAGUAGCCUCCGGCCGGGUCUGGUGGGCCCACUGAGAGUGACUUCAGAAAAAUCUCACUUUGGGCUGAUCGUCACUGACUCUCCACACUCUUUCACUUUUGAGGCAGAUGAUGGGAGCCACACAUCCCCUGCCCCCUCUUCCUCAGCACAGGACUUUCUAGAUCAAGUGACAGGUCAGAAGAAGGCAGAGUCUCAGCCUGUCUCCCAGGCGUACCAGCUGAAUGCCUUUGAGCAGCCAUUUCGAGCUCAGUACCAUGGUACACGUACUGGGAUAUCACCUCAGUUUAGCACUGCUAAUGGACAGGUGAACCUGCGGCAGCCAGCCACCAGUGCCGAUUUCCCAGAAUUCUCCUUGGUGAAUGUAAAUGAGACAAGAACCCAGCUGUCUUCUACCCCUGACACAGCGGCUAGUCAAAACUUUGGCUAAUGCCCCUAUCUAACCUGAGGCAAUACUGAACUUUUUAAAGCGCCAAAAGCCCUUCAUUCAAGCAGCUGUGUUAAAUGAGCAGAUUCUGUGCUCCUGUUGCUCCCCACUUUGAAGUCUAAAUGUUGUAGCAUAUAUUAAUACACUUUCAGCUCCUAUUGCGCCCUCUACUCAUGCACUUGACAGUAACCUGCUUAAUCUACCGGGCUUACAUGGUCACUGACCUCGGUGCACAUCUCACUGUCAGCACCCUGCUAACAAGGUCUGGCUAAAUAGUACCCAGGUAUGGCCAGAGUCACGCACUUACUGUCUGCAGGAGUAAAGAGACUGAGAUGAGCUGCCUAAACUUGGCCUUCUCAGGGAACUGGCUCUAGGUACUGGAACUGUAUACAAGAUAUGGGGAUCCAUCUUAGUGGGCGAUGGAGGCUCGCGAUACUCUUUGAUGGCUUUGGAGGAGCCGGUGCUUUGCUCCUCAUUAACACUUUGGUGUGGGGCCUAGGAGGGAACACCUCAGGGAGUGGUGUAAGAGGGUUCUGUGCCGUGCCCGCUCAGGGUACACAUCAAGGAGCAGAUUAGGAGGGGUCUGUGCCAUGCCCGCUCAGGGUACACAUCAAGGAGCAGAUUAGGAGGGGUCUGUGCCAUGCCCGCUCAGGGUACACAGCAAGGAGCAGAUUAGGAGGGGUCUGUGCCAUGCCCGCUCAGGGUACACAGCAAGGAGCAGAUUAGGAGGGGGUCUGUGCCGUGCCCGCUCAGGGUAAGCCUUGGCCCUUUGAUGAGACUGUACAUCAUCACUCACAUUACAAGACGGAGGUUCCUGUAUUCCUUGGGUCUGUUAAUUGCAGUAAUGGAAGUAAAUUCAUUUAUAACUGACCCUCCAAAGACUAGGCCAUGAGUACAAGCAGCCUCCAUAGCACUAUAUUAAGGGGUGUUUGAACCGGUACAGGGGUCUUUGCUAAUGCUGACCUUACCUGUUAAAGGUUUUAAAAUUGAGUAUAAGGCACUUUACAGGAGAUCUGUUCCACAUGGUUUAAUAUCAGUUACAGACUGCAAGGUUAUAUUCAUUGUCCAUACACCUCCUGCUCCAGUGGACACGUGAGUCCAUACUGCGAAUAUUUGGCCACCUUUCUACCUGGUGAGAUUGUAGGUCAAUUUUUAUUUUGUUUGUUUUUUUUGCUUUAUGGAUCUCCAGCGUUUUCUUAGACUUGCUUUACUCAUGUGACAAAUGCACUCACUGAAAGACACACAUUUUCUUAAAGCACUUAUUGUGUUUCAGACGUGCAUUUGUCCAUAUUGAUGCAAUACACUUUUAUCUCUUAAUAGCUUUCAUGCACAUAUGUGUGGUGUGUAUAAUAUAUACAUGCACAUUGAUUUAUGUAUACCCAUACCUUGCUAUGUGUUCACAUAAAUCUGAUUUCAGCACACCCCAAACAAGGACUGAUUAUUUUGUUGACAAUUUGUUUUGCUUUUCUGUUUCAUGCAAGUCAUUGAGAGAUGCCGUUUAGGCGUCUCCCAGUAUCGUUAAACUACAUCAGGCAGUGUGAAUGUCACGUGGUCCCAGUGUGAAAUGUCAUGAGGUCCCAGUGUGAAUGUCACCGGGUCCCAGUGUGAAUGUCACGGGGACCCAGUGUGCAUGUCACGGGGUCCCAGUGUGAAUGUCACAGGGUCCCAGUGUGAAUGUCACGGGGUCCCAGUGUGAAUGUCACGGGGUCCCAGUGUGAAUGUCACGGGGUCCCAGUGUGAAUGUCACGGGGUCCCAGUGUGCAUGUCACCGGGUCCCAGUGUACAUGAAAAUAUGAAAAGGAAAUUGUUUUACUCAAAAGUUUCUAUUUUUAAGUGAGAUUUUGUCACUUUCUUAGGGCCUACAAAUAUACACAGAGCAAGACGUCACUCUGUUAUUAUUCUCGUCGUGUUUUUAUCCUAAUGUUUUGGUUAUUUUUAACUAGAUUCUUUUCUGGGUAUCUCCAAAUUUUAUAGCAUCGCACCUAAUGGAGUUUUCAUUUUGUUUUUGUUUUUUUUAUUCCUUUGGGAAAUGAACUCAGUAUGAGCUUGUAGAGUCAUUUCAACCAGCAAAAUCGCAUUUCCAACUAGUGAAAUGAAUGAAGUUAAUUUUAGCACUUUUAUAAUUCUAAUGUGGACUUUGGGUAAACUGCUUGUUUCUCAUAUUAAACAGUAGAAAAUAUUUUUAUUGGAAAGCAGUGCAUUUAGGCUCGAAGGGCAGACGUGUAAAGCUUCACCUUGGAGUUGUUGCCUUUGUAAAUACUCACAGGGGGUCCAUCUGAUCAAAUAUGGCUAAACAUCCCGUUAAUCCCUGUUGGUUUUAUGAACGAAGCACCUGUAGGGAUAAUAUGUCUGAUUCAGUGGGAGGAGUUAUAAUGGAUACACCGUCAGUAGGAGGAGUUAUAAUGGAUACACCGUCAGAGGGAGGAGUUAUAAGGGAUACACCGUCAGUGGGAGGAGUUAUAAUGGAUACACCGUCAGUGGGAGGAGUUAUAAUGGAUACACCUUCAGUGGGAGGGUUUAUAAUGCAUACACCUUCAGUGGGAGGAGUUAUAAUUGAGAUACCUUCAGUGGGAGGAGUUAUAAUUGAGAUACCUUCAGUGGGAGGAGUUAUAAUUGAGAUACCUUCAGUGGGAGGAGUUAUAAUUGAGAUACCUUCAGUGGGAGGAGUUAUAAUUGGGAUACCUUCAGUGGGAGGGGUUAUAAUGGAGGCAUGCUCAAGUCAGGUAGACAAAUUGUUACCGUUAUGGAUUUUUCAGUUUUGGCUAAAUUCAAAUCAGGUAGAAUUAUUCCUAACCGAUGACUCGAGUAUUUUUUAAAAUGAAUACUUUGAAAAUAAUCUCAAAAUAUUGGACAGUAAUCACUUGGACUUGUAUAGCUGAUUCCUGGAUGUACGUGUUUUGAGAAAGAUUUAGCUUGUGAUCACAGAAUCCAGAAACCCACUGUGUGCAGGUUCCCCCCAAUAAGCCACUUGGUAUUGUACUGCCCCCAGUAAGGAGUGAGGUUUGUGUAAAUUGUAUCUUGGAAAUGUGGCAUAUGCUGUGGCAGAGUUUCCAUUUCACUAAUUGCCAUGAUAUACUUUGUAUAAUUUGUAUUUGCUAUCGCUCUGUAAAUCCUGGGCCGCGAUUGGUGCCAGCCCUUCCUCCAAUGCCAGGCAGUGUGUGGUCAGUCCCAACAUUUCACAUUGGCAAUGAAUCCAAUUCCAACGCCAGUUACUUGGAACCGAGUAUCCUGCGAUUGCACUUAACACAAAUAUAGCACUUAAACCUUUUAUUUUUCAUUUUGUGUAUAAUGGGAUUGAAUUAGAACUGUUCUAUAUUAUUCUUUUUGCUUUGGAAACUUGGAACCAAUUUCUAGCACUAAGCUGCACAUUCAGAUAAUUGAAAAUGGCACGUGGAAUUUGCUAUUUGGGGGGAGAUUGUCUGAUACAGUGACUGGUGUUCUAAUACACAGCGCUGUGCAUCAGGAGACGGUUCUCUUCAUUGCAGCCGUAGAGAGAGCUGCUCCAUGCCUGGUGUAUCUCAGUAUGUUUGCCAUCAUUUUAUUGCUAUUAUUGCUAUUUUUCAGAUCCUUGCAAUUUAAAGCAAUCACCUGCAUGAGCCUCGCACUUAACUUUUUACAUAAAUCCCUCAAUCCUAAAGGGGCCACGCAGAACAAAGGGCUUUAUUAUUUACUAAGCUGGGAAGGGAAAACUGAGUCAAUCCUCCAGCUCAGCCAUUCUAGCUUGAAAUUUGAAAUCCUAGAGUUGUGGUUAAACUUCCCUCUGGUUUUUAGCUGCUAUAGGACAGUUACGUUACACAAAGUGUAUAAUAUUGGGAUUAUCUAUGAGAAUUAGCACCUUAUUUCAAAAAUUCUAAAUGCCAUUAAGUUAUUUUAAAAGUGUAGCAAUCUAUUUUACCCAGGUCAGAUUCGGCUGCUUAUACCAAGGCAGGUUAGCAGUCUGUUCAGUAUAACCCCUCACUGUGUGGGCUUUAUCCAUGGAAGUCAGCGGCCAGCACUUUGUAUCAGUAAUAUACUGUCACCGUAAUUAUCCAAAAAUAUUAGGACAAAUAUAAUAUUAAAAAGGUCUUCCUAGGAAUUCUGUAGAAAUCGCCCCCCUGCCCCAUUCCUCCCCAUGUGUUUGUUUUUUUCAUUUUUGAUAAUUUAAAGAAUGGAUAAUUAUACAAGCGGCACAAUAUAUUAAUUGUGGAUUAUUGUAGCAGCGGCUAUGGUGCUCCCCAUUUAAAGUUUAUGGAAAGUCACCGAGUUUUUAUUGUAUUUGAAAAAUAGUUAAAGUGGGUAUAGGGAAUAUAUAUAUGCAUCAAAGAUUACAUGAUAUCUACACUUUAAAGUUAAGACAAAUAACAUCUAUAUAUAUGACAAAACUAGAAAUCUGGGGUAUGACUGAAUGCAAAGUCCAGAAUUCAGAUUUUAUGACGGUACCCACUUGGGAUGAAUGGCUUUCCCAGGGUUUCCAUUGGGUCAGUGCCAGAGUGAUGGAGUGUAGGGAGAAGGUAAGUGGGAUUGAUGGAAAGAUUGACAUUCAUUUUAAACCAAGACCUUCGUGAAUGGCAACUCCCAUUCCUUCGUACACUGUGACAUGUCCAGGGGGCCACAUUCUCACUGUGCAUCUACUGACUGCUGGAUUUAAGCACAAACAACCCCAUCUGCAAAAUAUCCUCGCACAGCAUUCUCACAUGGCUCACCUUUCUGUGUUUAAUUCGUGCCUUUUUUUCGCAGUUUGGAAAGUCAUAGUUGUCGACAGAAGACUCAGUGGUGCAGUGGCCACAAUUUGAUGAAAUCUGCAAGGGCCGGCAAAAUAAAAUAAAUACACAGAACAAAACAUCUCCAUUUCUGUUGAAUAUCGCACAUCCCGUAGGUCUCACAUGCUUCUAUGAAACUCUGUAAUCGUCUCAAAGCAGGAAAGAAGGAAUCUGAUGUUAAGUGAUUGGAUUGUUAGAUUCGCUAACAUUGUAGGAUGCAAUUUAUCAAAAAUGGGAUGUUUAAUAUCCAAAAUGCUAUCGUACGUUUUAAGUACUUUUAAAAAACGAUGUGUGUUCACCUUGAAAGAUGUGGAAUGGGUACAUUAAGCUGUUUGUUCUAAAUUCAAGGAGAUCAUCUGUUAUAUUUGUUCCUGCCCAGCACAGGUUUCAUUGCAGUCACCGUACGGAACGUCCGUGUCGUCUAAUUCUGCUGGGUGCCUUCGUUGAUUGCCAGGCGCUAGUGGGGGCAAAUUAAUGUGCUUAGUUAGUAAACAUGUCCUGUGUUAUUACUUAUUGAACAUUCAGGGGCUUCUGAACCUCGAGAUUUUAUCUUAUGGGUAGAUUAGUAUUUGAGGUUUAAAUGCUGACAUGUUUAUAGUAUGAAUCUCAUCACUGACUUUUUAGCAGAAUUUCUUCUUGAUGUGAGUAAUGACGGCAAAGCAGACAUGUCUAUUUUUAUAUUUGAAGCCACAUGGACUCUGUUCUCAGAGAUCUAGUAUAUAAUGUGAAUGAAUUGCAUAAACCGUGUCUGGACACAGUGUUGCUGACAAUCACAGUGUGCGUUCUGUCCCUGGAGCUGCGUCCUUGUACAUUUCACAUAUUUUUACAGCUUUCUGACCAGCAGUGUCGUGGCUCGGAGGUAAAGCCUUGUCACGUUUAUUUAGAUUUAAGCAAUAUGCGAACUGUUUCAAUAAAGAGAGUAGGUUGCUGUAAUUUCGAUGCAUAAAACGACCCUUCAUUGUUGUGUCUGCUCCUUCCUUUGUAAGAAUGUUUGACUUCUGUAACGUAGCCCCUCACUAAAACGCAAUCUGUGUGCGCUGGGUGUUAUUGUGACCAGUGUCUAAUGGGGGUGGUAUACAGUUCCUGACCACAGAUGUGUUUGCCUCCGAGCGGUGAAUUAUAAAUUCCAUCCAUGGACAAUUCACAGCAUUUAGAAAUAAGUUGACGUGUUUGAGUCACCUUUUGAAAAUCAGUCUAUGGGGACUGGCUUUUACUAUAAACAAGGGGGAUUUAAAAUGUUUUUGGACUUAGCACUGUUUUUUUCCAGUUUACUAUAAUCUUUCAUUAUCUAACAGACUGCUAAUGUCAUGAUAUCAAGCACAGCGAAGCAGGAUCACAUAUCAAGAAGGUUCAAAUAGCUACUUAUUACUCAGUGUUACUGCAGCAAGAAAUUGCACCAUUUUCUAGGAACCGAAUAAAGAAUGUUUCAGGAAAGGUGAAAUAAAGGCUGUGUUCUGAUUGGGCGAUGGAUGUCUUCAUCCAAUCAGAAAACAACUGGAAUUUAAAUCCUGGUCAGUGACCAGAGUGCACUGUAGAUCAGAAUGCAGUAAUGUCUGCCCCCAAUAAACUAAACAAGUUCAAUAACUUCUACAAUUCGAACGUCUCCACAUAUUAGAAAAUAAAUGUUUAUUCGAGGGGGCGGCAGUGUGCUACAAAUGGCAGGAAUCCUCCCUGGGUUUCCAUGGUGACAGCUGUUGGUCCCAGAAUUACAUUGUGUGUCAUGUCUUCAAGACGUUCAAUAUAAUAACGAAACCAUUAUUGUAUGAGAUUUGGGGUUCAUUGCCGUGCAUACCGUACGUUAUCACCUGUGUCUGUAAUUCAUCAUUUAAAGAGACACUUGGGAGAUUUUUGCCCAACCGAAUAGCUAACUGAACAUUUCUGUAACUAAAUAUGACAUGUUUUCUUAAUUCCACUGCAUCAGCAUUCACUUGGCUGACCCAAUGAGAAACCGGUAAUGCUUCAGAGAAGUGACAGUAGUUCCCUUAAAUGGUGAUUUGAUUCUGACAUUGAGGGUCUAUAACCUCCUGGGUGAUGCCCGUUAUGUCACGACGUAUUGUUACAGGACCAGUCUUUAUAUCAGUGGAUGGCCUGGACAUUGGUAGACCAGGUCGACAGUGCACCUACAGUUUACGUGUUACAGAAAGCUGGGAACUAUGGGAGAGAAUAGACAAAAGAUAAAUACUAGUGCAACCAUUUCAAUCAAAGCUGCAUUCUGAUUGGAUGCCUGGAGUCUUCAACCAAUCCGAGCACAGCAAGAAUUCGACUCAAUAGCAGAUUUCCUGCAGCUCGAAAGGUGAGCUGCGUAACUUUACAUAAAUAUUCUGCUCCCCUAAAUGUGCUCAUUAGAUAAUACAGGGUGUCCUUCUACCUGUCGGGUGCAGGUCCUUAAAUGGAGCAUGUUUAUAUGACUCUGAAGGAAACGCCGGAAGACGGCAGACACUUUACUCGUUUCAUGAGAACCACACAAUCAGGCCGCCUUACGCUAAAUACUUCAGGAUCAGGGGUGGGGCUGCUUGCCGCAUCUGUUUCCUGAAUGGGUUAAGCACUAAAGGAUAAAAUCCCGAACUAUUUCUAUUAUGUUAUAUUUCUAAGCAGUUUUAAAUGGAAAAUUUGUGAUUAUGUUUCACGUCUCCCAGCAUACAGCUGGCCUUGAAACCCACUGAGUGUAAUUCUCAGGUUACUACGCACUGUUGGCUAAUGAGAGCCACCUGGCUACUUAAUUGGUUACCUGAACCCAAAUAGGUUUAGCAAGUAGCAUAAUUAGUUGCAGAUUAUGAUAAAUUUCAUAUAAAACAUCACAGAUCACUAUUCGCGUAAUGUACGACAUGUCGGUAAGGAAUCUCGAUUUCUCCAGCCCAAUAUCAUAUCAUUGAAAGCUUUGUGUUCUUCUCUGAGUGCUGGAAAUGGCCGGUUAUUGUAGAGGUUUGUCUUGGUUGUGUCCAGAGACACAGCUCCUACAUAAUCUUUAUUUUCAGAUACGUUUAUUCACUGCAGUAUGAAUUGUCAGGAAUUUAAAUUGAGGUUCAAAUAGAUGAAAUGGAAAAUUUUUAAGCAGUUUUUACUUUUAACAUUGAAUUGCCAACAAUUGAGUAACCCUGCCUGAAAUUAAUGUAUGUGCGUGUCUAUAUAUUUGUACUUUCUAAAAAAUAAAGCGUAUGUGAUUUACUUUAAUCAGAGUUAUUUUCGGCGCGGCCCAGGUGAGAAGGAAGUGUCUGCUAAUAGCAAUGAGGAGGGUUAAUAAUAAUUAGCUGUUGGUUUCUCCAUGUAUAUGAGAUACAGUUUGAUGUUAGAGAGAUGUUUCUGACCCUUUCUUACACCAUGCUUUGGAGGCUGGGAAAACUGACCUCUACAUUUAGCUACUUGUUCUCUUUUUGGAGAGAAAGUGAGCGUUGCUAUAGAAAGGACACACUCAUUCUACACAGAGGGACAAAGUGUAAUUAUUUAGACCUGAAUUAUACUGGAUUCUGUCUGUGGUUUAUUUUUUAAUAUUUUUAUGCUCUCUGCUGAGGGAACAGUAUGUCAAUAAAGCUGGCGACCUCACUGACUCUGGUGUUAUUUAUGCUUUUUUCUGUCUUAUACAACCACCUGACUGCAAGCAGGAUUCAAAGAGGCUUUUGAGUAAUAGGUGCAGUGGGAGUUGGAGUACACAGCAGUCUGAGUGACCAUCUGUGGCUGGGCAAAAUCUGAUUGGCUUUUAGAUGUGACAUUUUGUAUAAACAGAUAAUGAAAGAUGGUGGCUGCAUUGUUUCCAAUGUAAG